Messenger RNA from Brassica rapa (field mustard), 1864 nucleotides. Its product is annotated as sugar transport protein 11. Lineage: Eukaryota; Viridiplantae; Streptophyta; Magnoliopsida; Brassicales; Brassicaceae. Gene Ontology annotation, biological process: monosaccharide transmembrane transport. Gene Ontology annotation, molecular function: monosaccharide transmembrane transporter activity. The record is from RefSeq and is a predicted model, not a curated record. Gene Ontology annotation, cellular component: membrane.
ACAACUUUUACCAAGGAAUUCAAGAACGAUCAAGAAGCAAGAAAGGAGUUUUCGGAAGAACAAUCUCUUUUUCUCUUCUAUUUGUUUGUAUUAUAAAGACGAGAAAACUUGACUUCUUCUUGCCUUCUUGAUCGCUCGAGCAACCAUAAUCAUCUAGCUAGAGCCCCUAAAACGCUGCAUUUUUUUGUUUGCUUAAUCGUCCGCGUCCAUGGGAGUGGGAGGAGGAUUUUUUGUAGCUGAUAGUGGCCAUAGAGAAGAAUAUGAAGAAGGCCGUGUGACCUCUUUUGUCGUAAUUGCCUGCAUUGUGGCUGCAAUGGGCGGUCUCCUCUUCGGUUACGAUAUCGGUAUCUCAGGAGGAGUAACAUCAAUGGAGGAGUUUCUAACGAGAUUCUUCCCAGACAUGCUACGUCAAAUGCAAAACGAAACAGGACGCGAAACAGAAUACUGCAAAUACGACAACGAGCUGCUCACCCUCUUCACCUCAUCUCUCUACCUCGCUGCUCUAUUCGCAUCAUUCCUCGCUUCAUCCAUCACAAGGCUCUUUGGUCGUAAGGUCUCGAUGACCAUAGGAGGCCUCGCGUUUCUCUCCGGAGCUCUUCUCAACGGUUUUGCUAUCAGCCUCGAGAUGCUGAUCAUCGGGAGGCUGCUUCUCGGUGUAGGCGUCGGAUUCGUUAACCAAGCUGUUCCUCUCUACCUCUCUGAGAUGGCUCCCGCUAAGAUCAGAGGAGCUCUCAACAUGGCUUUCCAGUUAGCAAUCACGAUGGGGAUCUUAGCAGCCAACAUCGUCAACUACAUAACCCCGAACCUCAAGAACGGAGUGGGAUGGAGAUUAUCUCUAGGCCUAGCCGCGGUUCCGGCCUCUAUUUUGCUCGUGGGGUCGUUUUUCUUGCCGGAGACGCCGAACUCCAUCCUCGAACGUGGGAACAAAGAAGAGGCUAAGAGGAUGCUUCAGAAGAUCAGAGGAACCAUGGAGGUUGAGCAUGAGUUUAUGGAUAUUUGCGCGGCGUGUGAGUCUGCCAAGAGUGUUCAGCAUCCGUGGACGAAUAUAGCGCAAACUAAGUAUCGACCGCAGCUCGUGUUCUGCACCUUCAUCCCGUUCUUCCAGCAGCUGACCGGGAUCAAUGUCAUCAUGUUCUAUGCACCUGUCUUGUUUAGGACCAUUGGUUUUGGGAAGGACGCCUCUCUUAUCUCCGCGGUGAUUACCGGUCUUGUCAAUGUUGUUUCCACCCUCGUCUCCAUCUACUCUGUCGACAAAUUCGGACGCCGAGGUCUGUUUCUUGCUGGUGGUAUCCAGAUGAUUGUGACUCAGGUCGCAGUUGGUUCGAUAAUUGGUUGGAAAUUCGGAGUAAACGGGGAAGGGUCAUUAUCGCCAGUCGAUACACAGAUACUCUUGGCGUUGAUAUGUCUCUACGUGGCGGGUUUUGCAUGGUCGUGGGGACCAUUGGGAUGGUUAGUGCCGAGUGAGAUAUGUCCAUUGGAAAUAAGAUCGGCAGGACAAUCGUUGAACGUGUCCGUGAACAUGUUCUUCACUUUCCUCAUUGGACAGUUCUUCGUGACGAUGCUUUGCCACAUGAAGUUUGGUCUUUUCUACUUCUUCGCCGUCUUGGUCUUGAUCAUGACGAUUUUCAUUCACUUCUUGUUGCCAGAGACGAAAGGAGUUCCUAUUGAGGAGAUGGCCAGAGUGUGGAAGGAUCAUAGUUUCUGGGGCAAGUAUGCUCGUGUUGUUGAUGGUGGUGAUAAUGAUGAUGGUGACGAUGUUUAUGUUUUUAGUGUAAAAGCUUAAGAUUAAUAAUGGUGUUUUAGGAUGUGAUUAAUUUUAUUCAGAAAACGGUUCAUCUAAUAUAAUAUUACAUAUUAACAAACU